Echinococcus granulosus is the source of this 429-nucleotide messenger RNA. Its product is annotated as Protein chibby. The transcript has 3 exons. The record is from RefSeq and is a predicted model, not a curated record. NCBI's taxonomy places the organism in Eukaryota, Metazoa, Platyhelminthes, Cestoda, Cyclophyllidea, Taeniidae. Bases 1 to 429 code for a protein of 142 amino acids.
AUGCCCAUCUUCAGCAAAAAGUUCAGUCUGCCCAGGAUGCCAUCACGCAAGGCCUCCAGCAUGACCAAUCUGAGUCAACUGGACGCCAGCACUCGCAGCAAUGAGUUCGGUCUUGACUACGGUGUUGUCAAAGCCCGGCUGAGUGGUCGAAAUCUCAUCUUCAAAAACGGCCGUUGGCGAGUAGAGGACGGUCAUGGUGAUAGCGGUGAUGGGUCUGCGGGGAAGGAGACAGGUCAGCUGAAAAACGAGAAUCGCAAACUCUACGAGGAGAACAACCUCCUUAAAAUCAAGGUGGAUAUUCUUCUCGAUAUGCUGGCGGAAACAACCGCGGAGGUGCAAUUGCAAGAGAACGAAAUCGAGAGCCUCCGCAGUCUCAUUCACCGAAAACCGCUCUCCACAUUCUCCCAGCCCACCAUGUCCACUGCCUGA